Molecule: messenger RNA, 1385 nt
Organism: Anopheles coustani
Lineage: Eukaryota; Metazoa; Arthropoda; Insecta; Diptera; Culicidae
Exons: 3
Coding region: 1-1374 (457 amino acids)
Molecular function (GO): nucleic acid binding
Source: RefSeq, a predicted model, not a curated record
AUGAAAACUCAAAAUGGUAUCAAAGUGAAGAUCGUUGAAGAUAAACCACGUUAUGUUUGGUGGAAAGCUUACAGGUUACGGCAAAAACGUAAAGUUUGUAAAGCACGUGCUAAAAAAUCAAGUAUUCAUCUGAUAACAAACCAACAGCAAAGUGAUCCCCACCUGGCUGGGAUAUCUGAGGCGGUAGACACCAAUUGGUCCAUCGACAGUUACCGGCAGCCUAGUGAUACGAAUUCCUUUUGGAAUUUGAAGAAAUGGUUCAUGGAACUGCACAAAGAGACCAUCCCCGAGGACGAAUUGAUUACCCUUGCACAAGCGUUUGCCAAUGCGGAGGCACUGGGAUGUUGCUACCCGCCGGAAUUGAUGGAUCGACUGAAGCGGCUGGGCGAACCGAUAGCACGAGUGUAUCGUAAUUUGAAAACGAACAAGUGUACCCCAACUUUUGUUCCGGCCAGCGAUGCUGCAAGAUUGGACCUGCAUAGGAUAACCUACGGGCAGCAUCUUGAUUAUGUAAAGCAAUGGCACAUUGCAAACCUUCGCCCAAUCAUUCCCACCUACUCGCUGGCGGAAGUGUUUCAAAACAUUGUUGUAGUAAACAAUUCACUAAAAGAAACCACGGAGUGGUUUGAACGUUUGGACUGUGGCACCAUAUCUUUGGUGAUGCAGCAACUAAAGCCUACUGAGUUCGAAGUGAAAGCGUUUGUGUGCAAUAUUUUCAUCACCAAAGCAACCGGUUCGUACGAUCGAGCAUAUUCGCAGUGUGUGGCAGAUCUCAUCGAAAUCUUCAAAAACUACUGCUACCAAGUCAAUUAUAUUACACGCUUUCCCUGCCUUCAGUACAACGUCGAAAAGCUAGUAGAUGAAACGGACGGACAAUCAAAGUGCCUACGUAACGAUAACAUUGGCUACCGAAUGCUGCAGAAACUUGGCUGGACCGGUGGACCACUAGGUUCUAACCACACGGGUAUCAUCGAUCCCAUAAGUGUACCUGCCAAACAUGACCGACGGGGAUUGGGCUGUACAAAACCCACGAAGAAAAAACGAUCCUCCAAAGCCUGCGAGCAGCACUGUUCGAUGGACGUUCCCUUUUAUAACGAUCUGAUGGACGCUGCGCUGGCCCGCAGACCGUACUAUGAUCUUAUAUUUUCUCCGGAAUUCAACGAAAGCGAACGUAUUAUUCUUACCAGGCUUGCGGUCCAGAGAAGACUUCGCUGUGAAACGCGCCUAUUGGAGGACGGACAGAUGCAAUUCACUAUCAAACGAUAUCCGUUGCCGCCACAUGAGGUCCUGCUAAGGGUGCUGGUGGAUAAGGAUCCACUCAUUCGGAAGUUCUACGCAGUCUUACCACCCAAAUUCGGUCGAAUUCCCAAGUGAUCCUCGCACGU